This is a messenger RNA of Ziziphus jujuba (common jujube), 4358 nucleotides long. RefSeq lists its product as uncharacterized. NCBI's taxonomy places the organism in Eukaryota, Viridiplantae, Streptophyta, Magnoliopsida, Rosales, Rhamnaceae. The transcript is spliced from 5 exons. The coding region runs from base 309 to 4049 and encodes 1246 amino acids. The record is from RefSeq and is a predicted model, not a curated record.
UUUGUAAUGUAGGUUAAGCUGAUUACCCUUAUCUUCCUCUUCUUCUUCUCUCAUGUUUCUUUGUAAUUUUUUCUAUCAAAAUUUGUAGUUAGCCAACCUUCAUUCUCCUGCUAGUAUCACCAAAUUUUGAUUUCUAUCUAUUUUCCCGAAUGUUGGUUGGUAGUAAUUUCUUUUCAUUUCAGUCCCAAUUAUUAGCUUAGAGCCUGCUAUAGUACGGGAUUGAUUUUCUUAUAGGCUCUAGUGGAUUGUAAAAAAGUAAAAUCCCAUUUUUUGUAUUUCCUAAUCCCUCUAGAUAAUUGAUUUAAGGCAUGGGUGUUGAUGCAGAGAAAAUACUGGUUUGUCUAUGGAGAUUUCUUCACUUUUUCAUGAAUGCUAGCCACAGAUGUUUGGAAAAGCAUCCUUUUGUUUCAAGCAUUCUUUUACUCUCCUUCAUUGUGUAUAUAUUUUUCAAUGUUGUGGUUUAUUGCUUUCCAUUUCUUGUCUUCACUGCCAUUCUUGUUAAAUUCUUUUGGAGUUCUGGACAUCCUACUAUUGUCCAAGAUGCCAAAGAAUCUGAGAAAAGAAAUGGUAGAAUAUCAAAUACAAACUCUGUGUCUGUUAAAGAAGAUCAUGUUGUUCAUAGAAAUAUCGAAAACCCUUCCUUUCAAACUCAAAAGAGUAGGAGAAGAAACUUUAAAGACAAGAACAGACCGUUGGAUGCUCAAGCUGCUGGUAAGGAAGAAAAAGACAUGUUUCCCUCAGCAACGGCUAAUGAUAAUUUGAUAGGCAAUUCUGCUUCAAUUGACAGAGACCAAAAAGUAGACGAUGGGGAGAAAAAGAGCUCUUUGGAACAUGGAGAGAAAUCUGCUUCCAAUGCAUUGGCUGCUGAUAAUGUUCAAGUUGAUACAAAACUUCCAGCCACAUAUUCUGAGUUAGAGGUUGAAGAAGUUGACGACGAUGAUGAAGAAGAGACACAAGAGGAUGGGAAUCAUGCUAUGGAAUGGACAGCAGAUGAUGAGAAGAAUCUAAUGGAUCUUGGACUUUCUGAGAUUGAAAGGAACAAGAGGCUAGAAAGUCUAAUUGCUAAAAGGAGAGCAAGAAAAAUCUUCAAACUUCAGGUUGAGAAAGCUCUAAGUAGCAUGCAUGGUGGUGGUUUAGGUCAUGUUGCUCCAAUUUUAAUUGCUAAAAAUGACCAUCUCAAUGCUCCAAACAAUUCUAAUGAGACUGAAGGCUUACAUAUUCCUGGUUCAGCUCCUUCUGUUUUGUUACCAACACAAAACCCAUUUGAUCUUCCUUAUGAUCCACAUGAAGAAAAGCCAAAUCUCAUGGCAGACAGUUUCCAACAAGAAUUUACUGAAGCUCAUCAGAAGGAAAUGCUAUUCUGCAGGCAUGAGAGCUUCAGUUUAGGUCCUUCUUUCCCGUUAGAGUACAAGCAAGAUAGAAAUGACUUCAAGUUCAAUUCCUUCAUUGGUACAGACAGGAGAGCAUUGGAUGGAUUGGGUUACUCCAGAUUCAGAAUGCAGCCAGAUAAGGAAAAUCAUGAUCAACUAAUUGAACAUUUCAUGUCGAAACCAUAUCACAGCAAUCCUCAUAUUAAUAACACUCCUGAUGUUAUUGAAAAAGGAUCAAACUUUCCAACUCAGCUAAUAGACAAAGCGGCAUCCAAAGAUGAAGAGAAUGCAGAACAUAGAACUGACAUGGUUGAUAUCAAAGAUAAGGCCAUGACGAAAAGUGCUAAUCCCACGGAACCAAUGUUUGCCAGAAGUGAAGCUCAUAUAGAACCACAAGUAAUUGAAGAUGGCAAUGAUGAAUCACCCUCACCCUCAUCAUCGCCAACUUCUUCAUCAUCAUCAUCAUCAUCAUCCGAAAUAACUCCAAAUAUCUUCAACCCAACUAGAGCUGGAAUUCCAAAACCAACACUUGGAUAUGCUGCACAUAAUUCCCUUGGUCUCUCAGUUCCUAGAAGCAUAACCUCCAGGGAUCCCUUUUAUGAUUCUAGCCCCACUGCAAACAACAAGAGCAAAAUGGAGGAACGUUUGAUUUAUGCAAUGAGACCUUGUCAUACUGCUACAUAUUCCAUAGCUUCUGACAUGCAAGUGGAGGUGUCGGAUUGUGGUUCACCUCCAGCAGGUAACGAAAAUAAUUCGCCCACCGAUACAGAUUCCUUGACCAAUUUUGGGGAGACUGAGAAAUGCCUUUCAGAUGAUCAUAAGACGUUUGAUGAUAACAGAAAAGGAAUGGAACAGGUUAGAGACAUAAAGAAUUCUCCUCCUUCAGAUGCAUUAUUAUCUGAAACUUCAGAAAGUUCAAUGCAGCAGACAGAUAAAUUGGAGCCUCAUCUUGCUGAUGAAGUUCUUCUCUCUGAAAAAACAGAGGAAUCACUGAAUCAUCCUGGUGAGUCUACAGAAGAGAAGAGUAAUAUCAUCUACGACGAGAGAGCUUCAGUAAUUGAUACCGUCUAUGUCAAGGAAGACAGAAAAGAAUAUGGAGACAUAGAAAGUGAAGCUCGAGUGCUAACACAGGAGGAGAUAUUAGGGGAGCAGCCAAAACCAGCUGAGGAGACAAAGUUAGAAGACAUGGGCAAUUCCGAAAGCUUUGCUGAUCAUCAACUCAUGGACAACGAGAAUUUAGAUCUUAUAGGAGACAGUGAAAAUCCACAAACAUUGAUUCAACAAGACAAUUUAAGAGAGCUCCCAAAACCGACCGAGGAGACAACUUUAGAAUCUAACAAGCAUGUUGAGGUCAGUUCUGAUAAUCCUGCUGAUCAUCAGACCAUGGAAUCUGUACUAUCGAACGAGGACAAUGAGAAUUCGAAUACUAUAGAAGAUAGUAAAAAGCCACCAAUGUUGGACCAACAAGAGAUAGCUAGGGAGCUACCAAAGCCAGUUGAGGAGGUGAGGUUAGAAUCUGACUUGCACAAUGAGAAAAUUUCUCAAAUUCCUGAUAAAGAUCAAUCCAAGGAGACGGUAGAACCAGACGAAGGCACAAUGAAUUUGAAAAUUUCUCAAAUUCCCGAUAAAGAUCAAUCCAAGGAGACGGUAGAACCAGACGAAAGCACAAUGAAUUUGAAGCUUAUACAAGGAGAUGGGGAAGAGCUAAUCGAACAAGAAGAUGGCAUCAAGGAUAUGUCAAAGACAAUUGAGGCUGAAGCUCAGGUUCUGAUUAAGCAAGAGAAUGUAGAGGAUCUUCCAAGGCCAUCCAAGGGGACAGAGUUACAAUCUAAUAUUGAUAAUGAUUUCAAAUCUGAAAAUCCAGCUCAUCAUCAACCCAUGGAGUCUGUACAACCAAAAGAGGACAAUGAGAAUUCAAGACUUAUAAGAGAUAGUGAAAAGCUAGCUGAACAAGAGGGUGGAUUGACGGGCACGUCAAGUCCAAUUGCAGCCAAAGAAAACUUGCUUUCAAGUGAAGACAGUAAAGAUGAGCAAAAUUUCGUAGAAAGUGAAGACUUACACGCAAACCAGAGUUCUGAUGAUCCCAUUUCAUCAGUUGUGGAGCAAGUGCCACCGGUUGAUGUAGUCCCAGUUAAUUCAAGUCCAUCGUCAUCUCCAACAUCUGUACUAACAAAACAUAUCGCCGUGGGCGAAAUGUCCUCAGCGAGUUUGAAUGAAAUGGUACAGAUAGAUGUUCCACAAUCUGAUACGGAAGCCAUGGUGAGAAGUAGUUCAUCAGAGGAACUGUCGCUUGACAAUGAACCAUCCAAUCCUCCAGAGAAUUUCACAGAUGAAUUUAACAUCAUAGGAAGUACAAGCAAACCGUUGAUUGAUGACAAGGUAGGCACAGAGGAACCAGAGUCCGAUAAUAAAGCCACUGAUGGAGAUUUAGCAACACUGCUAAAUCCUGAAGCAGUUGCAGAAUUGUCAAAAGAAGAUCUGGAAACUCAUAAAACACCGAUUGAGGAUGCAUCAGGAAUAUUAGAAGAUUUCCAAACAGAAACUAUUAGCAAGAUCUCUGAUGACAAGGAGAAGUUGAAGUCUGAUGAAGAAAGUGGAAGUCAACCGGAUGAUGCAAAAGUCAAUUUGGAAGCCAUGAAAGAUGGUGGUUUAGGUGGUAAUGGUAAUACAGUGGAAUAAGGUCAAACAUUUUAGGUACGUUGACCACCAUCAAAAAAUGAUCAGCUGCGGAAAAGUACAGUAGGGAGUUCCUGCAACUGCUGUAGUAGGACUAUGUAGAUUUUGAAAGGGACUUCAAAAUGUUGGCACUACCAUUAUGUCUCAUAGUUUAUAUAAUGCCAUAUACACAUACAUUUUUUUCCCCCUUUCUUGGGAAUUUAAUUGUAUUAAUAGCUCCUUAAUAACUUAUGGAUAUGUAGCAACAGCGCUCUAACUUGAAAUUUUAAUUCUUAAUUAUGUCAAUUUUCACUCAUUUUUUUAUAUAGUUCA